Messenger RNA from Lytechinus pictus (painted urchin), 10173 nucleotides. RefSeq lists its product as uncharacterized. Gene Ontology annotation, molecular function: nucleic acid binding. Gene Ontology annotation, biological process: DNA integration. The transcript has 3 exons. NCBI's taxonomy places the organism in Eukaryota, Metazoa, Echinodermata, Echinoidea, Temnopleuroida, Toxopneustidae. The record is from RefSeq and is a predicted model, not a curated record. Bases 2722 to 8406 code for a protein of 1894 amino acids.
ACAGCAUGGCUACUGGUAUGUAAAAGUAUAGUGGAUUGGCCAUAUUUGUUACAUCUUUGCGCUGAAAAUAUGGGAUUAUAAGCAAUAAAACAUGUUGAUAAUAUGCUGACGUCACUUUGAGGAUGAUAGGCCUAACACCAGGACCCAAGAAUCUCUAGAAAAUCAUUGAAGAUGAACGAAAAGACUCAAUCCGCUGAUCCCAAGGGCAGAGGAAAUGACGUGAAAACAUCACAAGAAGCAGGAGCAGCUCAAGAAACGGACGCUAUAGCGAUGAAGGGCUACUCGAGGAAACCCGUCAAAGUCAAGUUUCCUAAAUGUUGGGAGUUCAUGACUCAGAAUCAGAGAAGAGAAAAUGUCAUCGAUAAAUACUCCAUCUAUGGCAGUGACUCACCAAACUCCACCGGACUUCCGAUCCCUGGUCAAAGAUCAGCUAUGGUUCAGGAAUUAUCGGACAUAGGAUGGCGGGAAGAAAGAGGAUACAUUAAGAAAGUAACAGGUUUCCCUCCCAGCGCCUGUAUAAAUGGAAUAAGGAACGAAACAAAACGAAGAGUUCGCCAUCUCUCACCCAUCCGGCUGCCAACCGCCAACACGAUAUGCGACGAAUACAACUGGAUGCACAACGGAGUUCAUGGCAAGAUGCUUCUAUCAAAUAAGAAAUACAGGCAUAUUUUGCGAUCAGAUCUCGCCGAAACCCAUGAACCAAAACAAAAACUUCAUUACUGUGAAGUGCUGGGCCAAAGGGUAUGUGCAGAUUGUAUUGAGCACACAAACAGAACUAUGGCAAUCGAGUAUCAGCAUGAAGCAUUUCCUGAAAUUGAAGUGACGGCAUCCCGACUGAUAGCGCCGAAACUUUCCAAACUUCUUGCAGAUCGGUUAAAGUCAGCUGUGCCCUUACCAGAGUCUGAGCAACAAGCACAUGAGUCUGGGUUGCUAGGCAACGCUCAGAGCCCACCACCUUACAGGCAACCAUCAGCGUUACGUAAUCAACGUCAUGUGACCAUUUACAGCGACGCCAUGAUUAAUUCACUCCAUCAGACUUUGAAACGCGACAGAAGGAUGACGGCAGAGACUCUUCACGACGUCAGAGAAUUAAGACUCAAGAGAGGAAAGCGCGCCACUAUGCGACAGCUGCCACUUGAAAAACUAAAUGAAGCCAACGGUAGUGUAGCGGCAUAAACCACAAGUGGGCUGAAAGUGAAGACUAUAUAUUUAACCUUCAUUAAUUCAUGUUCUGUUUCCCAAAUAAGGUAAAGUCAUUGCCAGUUGGUCACUGGGUAUGUUUUCUGGCCUAGUAACAAGGUUGUUUAUGAUAAUGUCAAUUCUGGUUGGUCAGCCACACCCUGGUCAGACCAAGGGUGCAGCAUAGUAACAAUGAACCCAUUGGUCAAGACUUAGGCUGAUAUGCAAAUUAGCCUAAGCAUCUCAGAAGGGUGAUAAGCCCUUUGCAUCUUCCACCUCAGAAGGAAGAAAAGUUUCAUUGCAACAAGUUGUGCCGUUAUACAUUCGAUCAAAAGUUACUGAUAUUGUGAAACCAGGAGGUCAAACAAUUGGUAAGUUCUCAUAUCUGAUAUAUAGAAUAUUGUUAUGUUUACUAUAUUAAUAUUAUACAAGUUAUGUCAAGUUUGUACUGUAUAUAUAUAUUUCAAGUUUCAGAGGGAUAAGUUUAUCUUUGUACUGAGUCUCUCACUCUCUCUUUCUCUUUCUCUCUCUCUCUCUCUCUCUCUACCUCUCAUUCUUUCUUUGCUACGUCAUACCAGAAGUUGUAUAUGAAGUUUAUUGUUGAGAAUAUUUCAGUGGGUAACAAGUAAUAUUUGAGUAUUCAUUUAUGUAUUUUUGGCACUACACUGGUUAGAAGUAUACUGUAUGGAAGAAGAGGGUAUGUGUAAUCCUCACUGAGAGUAUACAAGCUGUACAGCUAAUAAGCAAACAAAGGUGCUUUGUUGAGUGAUGGUUUCAAUGCCACUGUUACUGAGAGUUAUUAAUGUGUAUAGGCCCAUGGUCAAUGCUAUCCCAAAGGAGAUAGUCUUGUUUAUGGCACAGCUUGAGUAGAGGUGUUCAGACGGGUUAUUAGUUAUACAGAAUUAAGUUUAUUCUUUUAGCAUUAGUUAUGAUUUAUUGCUAUUGACUUUCAUGUUAUUAUGUAUAUAUCUAUACCUUCUGUUUUUUACUAGUUUUAUUAUAACAAUUAGAUGAAUACCGACAUGGUUAUAAGAUGAUAAUAAUCUCUUUAUCCAUCAGAAUAUUAUGAUCAUUCUUUCAUGUAAAUUUCUCUAUGUUGACGACAUACUAAUUUACAAUUACACUUUCAUUUUUAUUGCAGCGAACCACCAAUUGCUCGCUCACUCACGUUUGUCAAUCACUUCAAGUUAUUUAUCGUUCUGUUCUACUUCGCCAUUUUUUAUGUUUCAUCGAUCAUUUAAUUUCGCGUUGUGUGAACACGCCGUUAUUUCGUCCGCCAAGUUUACUGUUAUUAUUAAAUGGAUGUCUUAACCUACAUGACUGUGUGAUUGGACAUUUAUCUUUGGAGUGUGCUGGUGCGUUCGGAUAUUGACUAUCCACGAGCCUAAGUUAAUCCUUAGCUGUAGCUUAACCGUGCAAGAAGCUACAUAAGUUCGCAAUUGGGUUUUUAUGAAUUCGUGAUUCUUCUCUAAACUUCACGAUCGCGGUGGAAGACUGGAUAAAGUUCACAAUAGCUUUAAUUGGAACGUUGAUCAUAUCAUCAUGUCAAGUAACGGUGCUAACGAAGGAAAGCCCCAGUUAAUGCAGUCAUGUCGGGCUUAUGCUGGGAGCCUUACAAAGAAAUAUAAAGAACUGGAGGUGCUGAUGUUAGAUCCAGAAAACCUCGACAAAGUCACCGGAAAGGCCGACCAGUUAGAUGGUGUAUUCAUUAAAUAUACAGAACGCUUUGGUGAAUACCACAAGAUGCUAACUGGGGAAGAGGCUGAUAAGGUACUGGAGGACUUUGACGCAAAGCGAACUAACAAGGAAGAAUUUGAUGAGCGAUUAUCAGUCUGGAUGAAGGAGGCCAAGGAGCAUUGCCGGAUGAUUGCCGAACCCACAAAGGAGGAUGACGACUGCAUGUCGCUAAGGUCUUCAGGGAGCAACCAGUCUGUCCGGACAACAAGCUCAACAACUUCAUCGAGGCUGAGGGAAGCGAGGAUCAAAGCCGAGGUCGCUAAGUUGAAAUUAGAACAGAUAAAGGAAACUCAACGCCUAAAAAUGGAACAGUUAAAACUCGAACAACAAAUUGCGAAUGUUGAGGCAGUGCAUGGGGUUCAAGAGGCUGAGAUUGAAUGUAAGUUAUUGCUAGAAGACGAAGAGGGAGGAAAUUAUGUCGCUGGUGAGGUAAGUGCCUCGAAGAUCAGAUUAAACCCUGAUGUUCCCCCAUGGACUGGUAGUAUACGUAAUGAUGUAAUGAUGCAUGUACCUCCUAAAAGUAAUUUAGAGGUAAAAGAUAUAUUCAGUGUUGUCGAUCUGGCAAUGAAUAUGCCCAAACCAGAGUUAGAUUCAUUCAGUGGAAACCCUUUGGAAUACUGGUCUUUUAUUAAUAAAUUUGAGGCUGUCAUAGGGAACAAGAACGUAGACGAUAGAAGUAAAUUAAUGUAUCUAAUUCAGUAUUGUUCUGGUAAGGCUAAGGAAAGUAUAGAAAACUGUUUACUUCUAGAUGCAGGUACCGGGUACAAUAAAGCAAAGGAGAUUCUGUCCGAACAAUUUGGGCAGUCCUUCCUUGUGACCACUGCUCACAUCAACAAGGUUCUUAACCGCCAACCAAUUCGUCCGAAUGAUGGGGCUGCGCUCUGGGACAUGGCAAGAGACAUGAGGAGGUGUGAGAUCGUGCUUUCUCAGAUGGGUUACAGUGCCGACAUGAACUCGUCGGAUAAUCUGCUGAAGAUACAGCAACUGAUGCCGAUUCACAUGCAAUCGGAGUGGGCUAAAAGAGCUCACAACAUGAUGAGAAACCGGAUUGCUCCCAACUUUAGCAUGAUGGUGGAGUUUGUUGAGCAAGGUGCUCAGCUCUCCAGCAACAUGUUUGGGAGAAAUAUUGGGAAAGCAAAACCAGCUUCCCCAAAGACUACAGGUAAGUCCAAUGCUCCUAAACGUGUUUUCUCCACACAGGCUGUUGGAUCUACCCAAGCAGCAGAGCAGACCAGCAAGAAGCCUGGACUAAAGACCUGCCCAUGCUGCUCAGGUAGUCACCAUCUUGGGGCUUGCAAGACCUUUCAGCAGAAGACACGGGAUGAAAGGCUCAAGGUGGUGAGACAAGCUCGCAUAUGUGAUAACUGCUUUGAGCAGUCACAUAUUGCGAGAAACUGUUCAAAGAAAUCGAAUUGUGAGGUCAGUGGGUGCAAGUGGAAGCAUCAUACCCUCCUUCACUUGCACCAAAGUAAGAACGAAAGCAGUGAAGGUCAGGUCCAGAAAGGAUCUACCUCAACAACUGCUGCUACUUCUGUAACUGGGGCCGGCAAGGCUAAGGCUGAUGCCAACGACGAAGACAUACCUGCAGGCAACUGCAACAGCACUAUGACCACCAAUCAUAGGGUAUGCCUUCGAGUGGUGCCAGUGAUAAUACAAGGGCAACACAAAGAGAUACAAACCUUGGCGUUACUUGAUCAGGCAAGCGAUGUAUCUCUAUGUGAUGAAAGUCUUGUCCAUGAACUUGGUAUUACUGGCAAACGAAGGGAUUUUCAUCUGACGACAGUCAAUGAAAAGAACACCAAAAAGAGUGGACUAGAAGUCAAUCUUUCUGUAAAGGGCCUUAACUGUACAGAACAGAUUGACAUGCCCAAGGUCUGGACAGUAUCGAAGCUGCCUAUUUCAGGCGAAUUAAUUCCAGACCAGAGGGAUAUCCAGAAAUGGAAUCACUUGAAGGGAAUUGAAUUCCCGCGAAUCCAAGAGAGGGACAUCAAGCUACUAAUUGGUGGAGAUAUUCCAGAGGCCUUUUGGGUCUUGGAACAACGAAGAGGGAAUAAGAAGGAACCUUUUGCUAUACUAUCUCCAUUAGGAUGGACUUUGAUGGGCCCAACCCGCCAAGGGCAUAACCACUCCGAUGAGUUCAAUGUCAACUUUACGCAAGUUGAAUCUGUUGACCUUCAUCAACAGUUAAGUAGAUUCUGGCAGCUUGAUCAUCAGGUAGGUAAGGGUACUGAAGAAAGGCUUGGGUUAUCGGUUGAAGACAAGAGAGCAAAGGCCAUCAUGGAAGGUUCCAUACAGCUUGUCGACAACCAUUACGAGCUGGGCCUCCCAUGGAGACACGAUCGACCAUAUCUACCUGACAAUCUUCCCUCUGCACAGGCAAGACUAAAAUACCUGAAGAAACGCUUCUUCAAGGAUGAUGCCCUCUUCGAGAAGUAUAAGUCAACUGUGCAGGGAUACAUUGAGAAAGGGUAUGCAGAGGAAGUGAACCAUGAAGAAGUUCCAAAUGAGGAAGAAUCAUGGUAUCUUCCCCAUCACCCUGUUGUUCAUCCUCGUAAACCUGAGAAGGUAAGAGUUGUUUACGAUUGUGCAGCUAAAUACAAAGGGACAUCCCUCAAUGACCAACUCCUGCGUGGCCCUGACCUAACUAACAGUAUUGUCGGAGUCCUGACAAGGUUCCGACAAGAACGUGUUGCAGUGGUUGGUGAUAUUGAGGCCAUGUUUCACCAAGUUAAAGUCCCUGAGAAAGACCGUCAUGCUCUGCGUUUCUUAUGGUGGAAGGAUGGUGACCUGACAGCACAUCCAACCUCCUAUCAAAUGACUGUGCACUUGUUUGGAGCCACAUCUUCACCAAGCUGUGCCGCAUUUGCUCUAAGAAAGACAGCGGAGGACAAUGAGAAGGACUUCAGCAAGGAAGCAGUCAAUACAGUCCGAGAAAACUUCUAUGUGGAUGACUGUUUGAAGUCUGUGCCGACAAAGGACGAUGCUGUCAAAAUUGUACAGGAGCUAUGUGACUUGUUGAAGAAAGGUGGUUUCCGCUUGACAAAGUGGGUAAGUAAUGAUCGGGAUGCAUUGUCCUCGAUACCAGAGGCUGAGAGAGCUCCUUCGGUCAUUGACUUGGACCUGGAUGGACUUCCGAUAGAACGUACUCUGGGCGUUCUUUGGGAUGUGUCCAAUGACCACUUUGGAUUCAAAGUCAGCAUCAAGGAGAAACCCCCAUCAAGGAGGGGAAUAUUAUCCAUGAUCAGCUCCCUGUAUGACCCUUUGGGUUUUGUAGCACCAUUUGUUCUUCCAGCAAAGAUGCUACUCCAGUCAAUAUGCCGGAGAGGAGCAGACUGGGACCAACUUGUGGAAGGAGAAGAUCUUCAAAAAUGGAGAAAAUGGCUUGAUGAUCUUCCACAUCUCUCGGACAUUGCUAUUCAGCGAUGUCUUAAGCCCGUGACCUUUGGCGAAGUGGCAUCACGACAGCUCCACCACUUCUGUGAUGCAUCAGAACGUGGUUAUUCGGCUGUGUCCUAUCUUCGUCAGGUAAGUGAAGGUGGCAAGGUACAUUGCUCCUUCAUUAUGGGAAAGUCUCGACUUUGUCCACUCAAGGCAACGUCGAUACCACGUCUGGAGUUAACAGCAGCUGUUCUAGCUGUUAGCCUGGACCAACAAAUCCAGGAUGAAUUGCGGCUCCCUGUGACAUCAACCACAUUUUGGACUGAUUCAACAUCCGUACUUCAGUACAUCAUGAACGAAAGUAGAAGAUUUCAGACAUUUGUGGCUAAUAGGGUUGCCAAAAUUCAUGAAGCAACAGACAAGUCUCAAUGGAGACAUGUAGACACCAAGCUAAACCCUGCAGACGAAGGAUCAAGAGGGUUGUCUGGUAGAGACAUGGCGAGUGAUCCUCGGUGGUUAAAUGGGCCUGAUUUUCUCUGGGAGGAGGAAAGCAGCUGGCCAACCCAACCUUCCGUCUUGCAGAAUGUUUCCGACGAUGACCCAGAGAUUAAGAAGACUGCUCAAGUCAACCUAUCUUCUGUGGAGAAGGAUGUAGGAAUAAACAACAUGCUUCAAAGAUAUUCCUCUUGGAAUAAACUGAAAAGAGGAGUAGCAUGGCUACUGAGGUACAAGGGAUACCUCCGAGCGAAGACCACAGGACAAGUCGCAGGUGAUUCUAAGAAGAACAUGUCACUUAAUGAAUUGCAGUGUGCAGAGUUAGAAAUCCUUAGACUUGUCCAGGAACAAGAAUUGCACGACAAAGAUCAACGGAUCAUCAACAAACUCAAUCCAGUAUUAAAGGACGGCAUUCUACGAGUCGGGGGACGUAUUAGCAACGCCCCCAUUGACUUUGAAGCGAAGCACCCCAUAAUUUUACCCAGCAGUCACCAUGUCACAACACUCCUGAUAUUACACUACCACUUAAUAGUAGGUCAUUCAGGAGCAGGAUUGACUUGGUCUUCCUUGAGGGAGAAGUACUGGAUAAUAAAGGGAGGGGCUACUGUGCGCAAAGUCAUUGGGAAGUGCUUCGACUGCCGUAAGCGGAAUGCCCCAAGACUACAACAAAUGAUGUCGGAAUUACCGGCUGAAAGGGUGACGCCCGAGAAACCACCCUUUACAUAUGUAGGAGUGGACUAUUUUGGACCACUGUAUGUAAAACAAGGGCGUAGCCAAGUCAAACGCUAUGGAUGCAUCUUUACUUGUCUGACGAUAAGAGCAGUACAUAUUGAGAUAGCUAGGUCUCUUGACACAGAUGCAUUCAUUAACGCGCUGAGGAGAUUUAUCAGCAGGAGAGGAACCCCUGAAAAGAUCUUCAGUGAUAAUGGAACAAACUUCCGUGGGGCUGAGAAAGAACUUCGGGAAAAUCUUGAGAAGGUAAACCAGCGAGAAGUAGAAAACAUCCUCCAUCAGAAGGGGAUCGAGUGGUCAUUCAAUCCACCGACGGCUAGCCACAUGGGAGGUGUCUGGGAGCGAAUGAUCAGAUCGACCCGCAAGAUCCUUAAAGGCCUUCUUAAUGAACAAGUUGUUUCCGACGAAGUUCUUUCCACAGCCAUGGCGGAAGUGGAAGCCAUAUUGAACGCUCGGCCACUAACCCAACUGAGCAUGGAUGCUCAUGAUCAAGAGCCGCUCACACCGAAUCAUCUCUUGCUCAUGAAAAGGAGCCCAAACUUGCCUCCAGGUUUAUUUGGGAAAGAAGAUUCGUAUGGGCGGAGACGAUGGCGCCAAUCGCAGUACCUCGCUUCUGUCUUUUGGAAGCGUUGGUGCAGGGAGUACUUGCCCCUUCUUCAAGAGAGACAAAAAUGGACCAAACCUCACAGGAAUCUUGAAAAGGACGAUCUCGUGUUGGUUGUUGAUGAAACCUUACCGCGUGGGCAAUGGUCAUUAGGAAGGGUGGUAGAUGUAUUCCCGGGUAGAGAUGGCAGAGUUAGACAGGUAGAGGUCAGAGUUGGCCACAAGUAUUUUAGGAGACCAGUCGUAAAACUGUGUUUACUAGAAGCUAAUACAAGUGCUUAAAUCGUUACAAUUUACAUGUGAUCUUUGUCAUGUAUAUUUUUAAUUUUGUUUCAUUUCGUGCUUCAUUACUGUAUGUAAUAAUGCCAUGAUGGUUACCAUUCAUAGCUGAAUGAUAGACAUGUUGAUUGUUUAUAUCAUCAAGUCAUUUGGUCAGAGAUGCCAUAAAAAUGCCUCAUAUUGAUAUUUUGUCACGAUGAUUUAAUUUUCCUUUGAUAUUCCAUGUUUCACUUGGAAACGUUUCUUUAUUAUGUGACCGAUAAUGGCUCAUUGUGUUUAUUCAUAUUAUUUGUUGUAUAAUGUUAUGUAAGUCUCAGUCAUAUGAAUCUGAAGUGUUUAUGUUAUUUUUAAUGUUCAAUUCGUUUAUGAUGACAUGUAUUAUUCCGCUAGCUGAUAGUUUGAAUGAUCUAAUAGAUGGGUUAGCUCAUUGGGGCCGGAAUGUAGCGGCAUAAACCACAAGUGGGCUGAAAGUGAAGACUAUAUAUUUAACCUUCAUUAAUUCAUGUUCUGUUUCCCAAAUAAGGUAAAGUCAUUGCCAGUUGGUCACUGGGUAUGUUUUCUGGCCUAGUAACAAGGUUGUUUAUGAUAAUGUCAAUUCUGGUUGGUCAGCCACACCCUGGUCAGACCAAGGGUGCAGCAUAGUAACAAUGAACCCAUUGGUCAAGACUUAGGCUGAUAUGCAAAUUAGCCUAAGCAUCUCAGAAGGGUGAUAAGCCCUUUGCAUCUUCCACCUCAGAAGGAAGAAAAGUUUCAUUGCAACAAGUUGUGCCGUUAUACAUUCGAUCAAAAGUUACUGAUAUUGUGAAACCAGGAGGUCAAACAAUUGGUAAGUUCUCAUAUCUGAUAUAUAGAAUAUUGUUAUGUUUACUAUAUUAAUAUUAUACAAGUUAUGUCAAGUUUGUACUGUAUAUAUAUAUUUCAAGUUUCAGAGGGAUAAGUUUAUCUUUGUACUGAGUCUCUCACUCUCUCUUUCUCUUUCUCUCUCUCUCUCUCUCUCUCUACCUCUCAUUCUUUCUUUGCUACGUCAUACCAGAAGUUGUAUAUGAAGUUUAUUGUUGAGAAUAUUUCAGUGGGUAACAAGUAAUAUUUGAGUAUUCAUUUAUGUAUUUUUGGCACUACACUGGUUAGAAGUAUACUGUAUGGAAGAAGAGGGUAUGUGUAAUCCUCACUGAGAGUAUACAAGCUGUACAGCUAAUAAGCAAACAAAGGUGCUUUGUUGAGUGAUGGUUUCAAUGCCACUGUUACUGAGAGUUAUUAAUGUGUAUAGGCCCAUGGUCAAUGCUAUCCCAAAGGAGAUAGUCUUGUUUAUGGCACAGCUUGAGUAGAGGUGUUCAGACGGGUUAUUAGUUAUACAGAAUUAAGUUUAUUCUUUUAGCAUUAGUUAUGAUUUAUUGCUAUUGACUUUCAUGUUAUUAUGUAUAUAUCUAUACCUUCUGUUUUUUACUAGUUUUAUUAUAACAAUUAGAUGAAUACCGACAUGGUUAUAAGAUGAUAAUAAUCUCUUUAUCCAUCAGAAUAUUAUGAUCAUUCUUUCAUGUAAAUUUCUCUAUGUUGACGACAUACUAAUUUACAAUUACACUUUCAUUUUUAUUGCAGCGAACCACCAAUUGCUCGCUCACUCACGUUUGUCAAUCACUUCAAGUUAUUUAUCGUUCUGUUCUACUUCGCCAUUUUUUAUGUUUCAUCGAUCAUUUAAUUUCGCGUUGUGUGAACACGCCGUUAUUUCGUCCGCCAAGUUUACUGUUAUUAUUAAAUGGAUGUCUUAACCUA